GCCAGUCAUCGUCGCCGCGGUUCCGGGUUAUAAAGUCCUCAAAGACAGGCUGGGAGUGGAGGUCUCCCCAAAUCUGAGAAUAGGAUCAUGGCGCGCCGAACCCUGUUCUUGGUGCUCUUGGGGGUCCUGGCCCUGACCGAGACCUGGGCAGGCUCCCACUCUUUGAGAUAUUUCGAUAUCGCCAUGACCUGGCCGGGCCGCAGAGAGUACCAGUACAUGACCGUCGGCUACGUGGACGACACGCAGUUCGUGCUCUUCGACAGCUACGCCGCCAAUCCAAGGAUGGAGCCGCGGGCGCAGUGGAUGGAUCAGGUGGGGCCUGAGUAUUGGGAAGAUCAGACACGGAUCUGCAAAAACUCGGCACAGAUCGACCUAGGAAACCUGCGCAACCUGCUCCGCUACCACAACCAGAGCGAGGGCGGAUCUCAUACGCUCCAGUGGACCCUGGGCUGUGAAGUGGGGCCAGAUGGACGCCUCCUCCGCGGGUACCGUCAGGCAGCGUAUGACGGCGUAGAUUACCUCGCUCUCAACGAGGACCUGCACUCCUGGACCGCGGUGGAUGCGGCGGCUCGGAUCACACUGCACAAGUGGGACACGGAAUUUUACAGGGCCUACCUGGAGGGCCCGUGCGUGGAGUGGCUCCACAGAUACCUGGAGAAGGGGAAGGAGGUGCUGCAGCGCUCAGACCCCCCAAAGACACGAGUGACCUACCACCCCAGCCCUGAAGGAGACAUCACCUUGAGGUGCUGGGCUCUUGGCUUCUACCCUAAGGAGAUCACUCUGAUCUGGCAGCGGGAUGGGGAGGAUCAGACUCAGGAGAUGGAACUUGUGGAGACAAGGCCUGCAGGGGAUGGAACUUUCCAGAAGUGGGCAGCUGUGGUGGUGCCUGCUGGAGAGGAGCAGAGAUACACAUGCCAUAUGCACCAUGAGGGGCUGCCUGAGCCCCUCACCCUGAGAUGGGAGCCACCUUCUCAGUCCACCAUCCCUGUCAUGGGAAUUGUUGUUGGCCUGGUUCUCCUUAUAGCUGUAGUCACUGGAGCUGUGGUGUCUGUUAUGAUGCAGAGGAGGAAUGCAGAUAGAAGAGGAGUUAUCUAGGCUCCAAGAACUGUGGUUUCUCUGCUGAGAAGAGAAUCUUAAGGCUGCAUCACUAGGUUGCAGCAAAACUGCAGGGGACUACUAGUGUUCUGUUCCUGGAUGCAGACGUGGGUCCCCUCAGCAGAGAUGUGAGCAGUGAAAAUGGUGGGAGUCAUCAGAUCCUGGAUCUAUUUUGAAGAUGGACUUUACAGCAUUUCCUAAUGGACCGAAUCUGGAAUGUGAGAAAGGAGUCAAGGAGGACACCAGUGGUUCUGGACUGUGGAAUAAGAUAGGUGGAGUUGCUGGAAGACUAUGGAAGGGGCGUACUUGAGGAUAACUGAAGAUGGAGUCGUGGGUGCCUUGGGUGGAACAGGAGGGGUCAGAGUAUUGGGAAGAGCAGAUGAGGUAUGCCAGGGGUCACACACAAAUUUACCAACUGAAGUUUUGGACCCUACUUGGCUACUAUCAUCAGAGCGAGGGCGGUGAGUGAACCCAGGUCUGGGUCGGAGGUCACAACCCUUUCACAUCCCUCAUGGGUAUCCCGGGUCCCCAAGUCCAAGAUGCAAGAAUCCAUGCAUCAGCAGCAGGUGGUGUUCUUCCACUUGGAGUUUCCUUAUUUGUGGAUGGAAUGAGGGAGGACCAUAUUCAUUUCUGGCAUUUCCAUCUGGAGUUUACUUUGCCUCAAAGGCUGAAGCAAUGAAAAAUAACUAAAUGAAUGGGAAACCUUUCCUUGAGAAAAGCUUUAAAACAAAUCUGGAGCUUGAAGAUGCUGUUGAGGCCUCUGAACCCCAAAGGAAAGCUUUGAACUUCUAUAACAUCUUCUAUAACAGAAGAUGUUAUAGAAGUUGAGAUCUACAAUGAAACUGGAUUUAGAGGGCUUAUUCCAGCUGAAGUUAAGUAUUACUUAGAAGCCAUUGCAUAAUAAUAAAGUGACUGAAAAAUCCAGAACUUCAGAUAAUCUACUUACCAUGUUUAAGCUAUGUUUUGUUUUUCAGACUUUUGUAUACUUAUUUCUGCGUUGUUUCAUGAAGUUACACUUUCAUGAUAACACUUAUAAAUCAUAAUGAAUUAUUAAGUCCAAAAUAAAUAAAAUAACUUGCUCUAUAUCUAAUUUUUUUGUAAGCUCAUAGCUAGGUACAAAGCAAAAACCUAUGGUAUGUGCGAUAAAAAAACCCAAAUAAUCCCCCCCAAAACAAAAACAACAACAAGAUACUCUCUAAAUAAAUAAGGACACUGAAGUAACUGUUUUCAUGCCUUACAAUGCUAUGAAUUAGUUAGUUCAGUUUUUGGAAUUUAUGCAUAUGGAAUCAUAUAGCAUCUGCUUUUUUGUGUCUAGGUGGUAUUGAUGAAAUGUAUAUAUGUAUGUAUUUUUAGUGAGAUCAUCUGUAUUUUGUGUAUUGCAAUAGUUUGUUCAUUUUCAUUCUGUAAAUAUUCUGUUCUCUAUUUUUAAAUCUCUCCACUAGUGCAGUCUGCUAAAAGCCCUACUAUACUUCUUGGACUCCUAGUUACCACUCUGACUUUGACAAAUACUUUGAAGCAGAGUGUUACCAAAUACUGACACCACAUACCUAGCAUUUCCCUCUCUGAACUCUGGUCUCAUGGAGUCCUCAGUGCCUUGGUGGCUCUGCGGUGUCUUAAUGUGGAUGUUCUUACCUACCAGCCACUUUCACCAUUGUUCCUGAAGGAGGGUCAGUCUGAAACAGGCUGAUCUGCCAUCAUUGAAAGUGGAAACUUGUGUGUUUUUUUGAAGAUACAGUAAGAAUUUCUAAAUCUUUAUGCUAUAAUUAGUUUACUCAUGAUGAAAACUGCAUAUGAAUCAAUUUACAAAUUCAAUCCAGUAAGAAAGGAAGAAUCCCUCAGCAGACUAACUGACCAAAAAUGCCACUUUUUAUUUUUUCUCACAAGUGAAUAAGGCCAGUGAAUUUGUUUAAAUAAUGGCUUAGAGCAAUCACAAGUUAGGGAUGAUUUCUCUGUCUUGAUGUUCAUGACUUAAAAACAAUAACACACACACACACAAACACACUUCACAAUUAAAUAUGUACAUUUGGAGUUUUCUCAAUUUUCAAGAGGGAUGCUGUGUGGCUUGAGGAAGUCUUGGUUUUUAUGUUAGUCAGAUUUGCAAAAAUACCCGACAAGAACAACUACAGCUACACAUUAUGUAGCUCUCUUUCACCUCUCCAUUCUGUUCUAUACCCUUUGGCCAGUACCAUAUUCUCUUUGGUUAAUGUAUCUUUAUAAAAAAUCUUAAAAUAGUAUUACAUAAUCUGCACUGGUAUGUUUUCAUUAUAAUUCAGUUCAAAAUAUUAUCUAAUUUCUCUUAAGUUUUCUUCUUUGAUCCAGGUUAUUUUGAAAGGUGCUUUUGAAUUUUCAAAUAUUUAUUUUCUCCCCCUAGAUAAGUUGCUUUUGAUUUCCAAUAAAAUCUGUUUUGUCCCCAAACAUACUAUGUAUGACUUCAGACUUUUGAAAUUUAUUGUUGACUCAUUUUAGUGAAUAUACUUAGGCACUUUAAAAAUUAGUAUAGUUCCCAAAAGAAGACAUACAUAUGGCAAAAUAGGUAUUUCAAAAUAGGUAUUUAAGACUUUUUAAAUUUAUUGUUUUCUUUCCCAAUAGAUUUAACAAUAUAAUUUAUUUUACAUAGGUUUAGAUAUUAGGUGUCCACCAAAAGCUCAUGUGUGAGUCAAUGCAAGAAAGUUUAGAGGUAAAAUGAUUGGGUUAUGAGACUCUUAACCUAAUGCAGGCAUUCAUUCCCUGAUAGGGAUUAGUUGGAUGGUAAGUAAGGGAGAUAGGGUGUGGCUGGAGGAGGUAGGCCCCUCGGAGUGUAUCUUUGGGGUUUAUAUUUUUCCUCUGAUGAGGGGAACUCUUUCUCUCUGCUUUUUGGUUCCAUGUCCUCCUCCACACUCAUUUGCCAUGCUAUUCUGCCUUAUCUUGGGCUCAGAGCAGUGGAGCUGCCUGUCUAUGGACUGUGACCUCUAAAACUGAAGGUGUCAAAUAAACUUUUCCUUCUCUAAAA
Ictidomys tridecemlineatus (thirteen-lined ground squirrel) is the source of this 4084-nucleotide messenger RNA. Its product is annotated as saoe class I histocompatibility antigen, A alpha chain. Gene Ontology annotation, cellular component: external side of plasma membrane. The record is from RefSeq and is a predicted model, not a curated record. Gene Ontology annotation, biological process: antigen processing and presentation of endogenous peptide antigen via MHC class Ib; immune response; antigen processing and presentation of endogenous peptide antigen via MHC class I via ER pathway, TAP-independent. Lineage: Eukaryota; Metazoa; Chordata; Mammalia; Rodentia; Sciuridae. Gene Ontology annotation, molecular function: peptide antigen binding; signaling receptor binding.